Molecule: messenger RNA, 4523 nt
Organism: Papaver somniferum (opium poppy)
Lineage: Eukaryota; Viridiplantae; Streptophyta; Magnoliopsida; Ranunculales; Papaveraceae
Product: phosphatidylinositol 4-kinase beta 1-like
Exons: 16
Coding region: 530-3823 (1097 amino acids)
Biological process (GO): phosphatidylinositol phosphate biosynthetic process; phosphatidylinositol-mediated signaling
Cellular component (GO): membrane; cytoplasm
Molecular function (GO): 1-phosphatidylinositol 4-kinase activity
Source: RefSeq, a predicted model, not a curated record
GCGUUUAGUUGUUUCUAUCUUUCUCUCUCCUCUUCGCCAAACAAAAACAACAACGAAGAAGAAGAAGGAAAUUUGAAAACCCUAGUUUUCCCAAAAUUCAUACUACUGAUAAAUCCCUCUUUCUCACCAUUGGUACAACAAGUCUCAUUCUCAUUUGCUUGAUCAUUUUCAUUUCUCCUGGUAAGUUUCACUCUCUUCGAAUUCAUUAUUUUUCUACAAUUCUUUUGAUCAGAGGAAAUCGAAGCUGUAUUCAACUUUGAACUAGGGUUUCUGGUUCUAAUUUAGCGUUAAUUAGCCAAGAUCAUAUCGAAAUUUUGAGUUUCAUUUCAUUUCUCUACCCGAUCAGAUUAAAUUUUGCUGCUGCUGGUGGUGGUGCUACUGGUAUUCAGUUUGGAAGAUUUUUUUUACUGGAUUUGGUCUAUUAACUGGGGAUUGAUUAGAUUUUAGGAGUAGGAUUACUUUUUCUUGGAUUUGAUAUUUUGCAAAUUAGGUUUUAGAGAUUAAGGCAGCAUAUGAUGGUAGAUUGAUAAUGGUGAGACUAUUAGGGUUAAAUCGUGGGAACUCUGAGAAUAAUUCACCACGUGAGAUUGUUCGUCCUAAUCUUCUUAGUGAGAGUGGAGAGAGUGGUUGGUUGAUUCGUUUUUUUGAUUCUGCGUUUUUCUGUGAGUGGAUCGCAGUUAGUUAUUUAUACAAACAUGAACACCCAGGUGUGCGAGACUAUCUAUGUAAUAGAAUGUAUACGUUGCCACUCUCGGGGAUUGAGAGUUAUUUGUUUCAAGUAUGUUACAUGUUGGUACACAAGCCGAGUCCGUCGUUGGAUAAAUUUGUGAUUGAUAUCUGUUCAAAGUCGUUGAAGAUUGCGUUGAAGGUGCAAUGGUUUUUGAUGGCGGAACUUGAGGAUUCGGAUGAUAAUGAGGGGAUUAGUAGGAUACAGGAGAAGUGUCAGAUAGCUGCAACUUUGAUGGGAGAGUGGCCGCCUCUUGUUCGGCCAAAUGCACCAUCUAGUCCUAUUAGUAAAAACCAAGUCCUGAAUAAGCUACUGUCGACGCCACGUUUUUUGUCACUGUCACCGCCAACGCAAAGGUCAUUAUCCUUUUCGCCAUCUUCAGAGAGUAAUUCUUUGCAGGAAGAAGGUAGUAAAUCUCCUGAAGAUAACAAGAUUUUCAAGAAGUUUAUUCCUGGGGCAAAAGUCAGAGACGCAUUGCUUUUCCGCAAAUCGGUGGAGAAGGACGACGAUGACACAGAGAAGGAUGGUUUCUUCAAGAGGCUUCUUAGAGAUAGUAAGGAUGUAGAUGAAUCGGAGAAGGAUGGCUUCUUUAAGAGGCUUUUGAGAGACAGUAAGGAUGUAGAUGAAUCUGAGAAGGAUGGGUUCUUUAAGAGACUUCUCAGAGACAGUAAAGAAGAGGAUGAGGAGCUUAUGUCGAGCUCAGAAGGGUUUUUUAAGCGGUUGUUCCGUGAUAACAAGAAUGAAUCUGAAGACAAAGUAGUUGGUCCUAAGUCGGGCGAAGAAGAGGAAAAGGAUGAGGAGCUUAUAUCUAGCUCUGAAGGGUUUUUUAAACGGAUAUUCCGCGACAGCAAAAAUGAUUCCGAAGACAAAGUAGGACCAAAGUCAUCAGAAGAUGAUGAAAAAGAUGGGUUCUUCCGUAAAUUUUUUAAGGAGAAAUUUGAUGACAAGAAGGACGGUAAGGAUAAAGGCCACGAUGAAGAUAGAAGAAGCUCAAAUGUUGAAGAGGAAGAGCCUUCAGACUUUCCGUUAUUUCGCAAAUUGUUUCGUGUGCAUCCUGAAGAUGCCAAAUCUGCUGUUCCGAGUGAAAAUGGUAAUUCUGAUGCUCCAAUUGAAAGCAGUCCUGGUACCGAGAACUUCUUCAAAAAACUGUUCAGAGAUCGAGAUCGCUCUGUUGAAGAUUCGGAGUUGUUUGGUUCAAAGAAGAAUAAAGAGAAGCGUCCAGGGUCACCAAAGCAAAAGAAUGACAAUAUACAUGCAAAACCUCCCUUGCCGAUUACGUCUCAGAUACGCAAAGGAGCUUAUCACGAUUCAUUGGAAUUUGUUCAAGCACUGUGUGAUACAUCUUAUGGCCUGGUGGAUAUAUUUCCAGUAGAAGAUCGCAAAAGUGCUCUACACGAGUCACUCGUGGACAUCAAUGCUCAAGUAGCCACUGCCCAGAACAAUGGAGGGGUGUGCUUUCCAAUGGGAAAGGGGAUGUAUAGGGUGGUUCAUAUACCUGAGGAUGAAGCUGUUCUUUUGAAUUCUAGGGAAAAGGCACCUUACUUGAUAUGUGUUGAAGUUCUAAAAAGUGAUACAACAAGCACUACUAAAGAUACAUCCAAUGCUCAAAAACUAUCGCGUGGAGGGAUUCCUUUGGCCAACGGAGAUGCACAGCUGCCGAAGCCUCCUCCAUGGGCAUAUCCUUUGUGGAGUCCACAGGAUGUAAACAGCAAUGGUACAGAUGGAAUGUUGAGAUCUGCUUCUCAAGCCAUUGAUCAUGCAAUGGCUCAUUUAUGGGAGACCAAAGUGAAAUUUGUUAAUGUAAGUCUCACUGUAGAAAAGCCAUUGGUUAGCCUGUCAAAAGACAGUGCAUUAGCUGAGACAGAAUGCAGAAUCAACGGCAGUAUGCAUCCGUCGGUUUCCACCGGAGCCGCAGUUGAUAAAUGUGAAUGUGCAAAGGAUUCCAGUUCGAUGUUAAGAAUACAAGAUAAUCAUGAUUUGGAAUGGGUAAGAGUUGUGUUGACAGCUGAUCCUGGAGUCAACAUGGAGGAUAUCGAGGUUCAACAGCCACCCCGCCGCAAGGAGCACCGCCGUGUUCCUAGCACAAUUGCUAUAGAGGAAGUAAAGGCUGCUGCAGCUAAGGGAGAGGCACCUCUUGGACUGCCGCUAAAAGGGGCUGGUCAAGGUUCAUCUGAGGCGCGAUCUAAGGAUUCAAAUGGUGGUGUUCCUAAGGCAAGUGAUGCCUUAUCUGGUGAACUUUGGGAAGCUAAGAAAGAACGAAUUCGGAAAGCUUCAGUCUUUGGAAAAAUACCUGGUUGGGAAUUGCGUUCUGUCAUUGUGAAGAGCGGGGAUGACUGUAGGCAAGAGCAUCUUGCUGUGCAACUCGUGUCUCACUUCUAUGAUAUAUUUCAAGAAGCUGGUCUUCCAUUGUGGCUUCGCCCAUAUGAAGUCCUAGUUACUUCUUCUUAUACAGCUCUCAUUGAGACAAUUCCAGAUACGGCCUCAAUACACUCUAUAAAAAGUAGGUUUCCCAGCAUCACAAGCUUGCGUGAGUUUUUCAUUGCUAAAUAUGAAGAAAAUUCUCCAUCUUUUAAGCUUGCCCAGAGGAAUUUUGUCGAGAGCAUGGCUGGGUAUUCAAUAAUGUGUUACCUUCUACAGGUCAAAGAUAGACACAAUGGAAACCUCCUGAUGGAUGAAGAAGGACAUAUCAUACAUAUUGAUUUUGGAUUUAUGCUAUCAAAUUCACCGGGGGGAGUAAAUUUCGAGAGCGCACCUUUUAAACUAACUCGUGAACUCCUAGAGGUCAUGGAUUCUGAUGCUGAAGGAAUACCGAGCGAGUUCUUCGACUAUUUUAAAGUUUUGUGCAUACAAGGUUUUUUGACAUGCCGUAAGCAUGCAGAAAGGAUCAUACUUCUGGUUGAAAUGAUGCAGGAUUCUGGUUACCCAUGCUUUAAGGGUGGUCCGCGGACAAUACAAAAUCUACGGAAGCGCUUCCAUCUAAGUUUGACGGAAGAGCAAUGUGUCUCGUUGGUUCUGUCUCUGAUUAGUAGCAGCUUAGACGCAUGGCGGACGAGACAGUAUGAUUAUUACCAGCGGGUUUUAAAUGGGAUAUUAUGAAGUUAGUAAAUUUAUGACUUCCCGCAUGAUCCCUAUCUAAAGAUCUUUGCAAGUUCAGUGAGGAGAUCUCUCCAGCUACUGGGUCGGUUUCUGUUACCAAAAAGCCGAGCUUCCAUGAGAACUCCGAUCGGAGGUGAGGUAGAGUUGGAUUACCAUACUACUGGUAUGUUUUGGCUGAGUGUGAGAAAUGUUUGUUGUAUCGGCAGAUUAUCGUUAGAAGCUUAGGGUUCGAAAGUAUUGUAAAUGGGUUUGUUAUUCCUUCUUUUUUUCACCUCAUAGAGAAGGGAUUGGUUGAUAGUUAGGGCCCAAAUUACAGGGAUACCACUUUACUGCCCAUCUGAAUUUCGCAUCCUAGUGUACAGAAGUUGGAUUCUUAAUUCUGAUGGAGAUGAUUAUACACAAGAAAAAGACUAUAUAAUGGAGUGGAACAAUCAUCUCAGUGUCGAAGGUAGAGAUUCUAGGGACCCCUAGAGUCUCAAAUUGUUGGUCGAAAUAUUAAUUUUCUGAAAUGUAUCCCAACUGAUGUUUUAUAUAGUAUAUACAUGUCAAGAUUGAUACAACUGAAAUCUAGAUGUAAGAAGUAAGGACUGAUUUUGAGGUUUAGAUUUCGGGCUCUCUUUUAUCUCAUUGUACUCGCAAGACGAGUAUGAGUUCCGAUACGGUCUAGUCUCUUUUAUCAAUCCAAUUGUGAUUUUUUUUG